Molecule: messenger RNA, 2221 nt
Organism: Rana temporaria (common frog)
Lineage: Eukaryota; Metazoa; Chordata; Amphibia; Anura; Ranidae
Gene: NPTX2
Product: neuronal pentraxin 2
Exons: 5
Coding region: 220-1533 (437 amino acids)
Source: RefSeq, a predicted model, not a curated record
CUCGGGCACAGCUCCGCUGGAGAGGAUCUCAUACAGAGCGGACAGAGGAGGCUCCGCACACCGCUCCGCACACACAACGCUACCUACCUAACCUGACGCUUCCUGGCUCAACGUCAACGCGGCACCACAAGUGACCUCGCGUCCCGUCUGCUGCACCAUACCCUCCCGGGCUCGCAGCCUCCUGUGUGGACUAGGAGUAGUAGUACCGUAGUAGAAGGCAUGCUUGCGGUAAUAAGCGCGGCGAUCUGCCUGCUCGCCCUGGCCGGGGGCAACACCAUCAACAAGCAGCAGCUUCGGGACAGCGCGGGGGAGCGCUUUGUGUGCACGGCUCUGCCCCCCGAUGCCACCCCAGGCUGCCCGAUUCAAGGCUUCAGUGCCACUCCCGAGGAAGAGCUGCGAUCUACCGUCAUCCAGCUCCGGGAGACCAUCCUCCAGCAGAAGGAGACUAUCGGCAACCAGAAGGACACCGUCCGGGAACUUACCGCCAAGCUGAACCGAUGUGAGAGCCUCUCCGAGGAUGGCAAGCAUGGGUCCUGGAAGAAGGUGGCCGGGAAAUCGGGGGGCAAGGAUACCAUGGGCGAUCUACCCAGAGAUCCCAGCCAGAUCAUCGACCAACUCAGCCGCACCAUGCAAACCCUGAAAGACAGGCUGGAGAAUCUGGAGCAUCAACUGAGGUCCAAUGUGUCCUAUUCAGCUCUGCCUAAUGAUCUCCGAGAGAUGCUCCAGAGGAGGCUGGGGGACCUGGAGCACCAGCUUUUAAACAAAGUGGCUGAACUAGAAGAUGAGAAAUCCAUUCUUCAUAACGAGAGUGCGACACAUAGGCACAAAACCGAGUCUGCCCUCACUGCGCUCCUAGAAAGAGUUCAUGAGCUUGAGAAAGGCAGCAGCGCAUUCAAAUCGCCAGAUGACUUCAAGGUUUCCCUCCCACUUCGUACCAAUUAUUUGUACGGCAGGAUUAAAAAGACUCUGCCUGAGCUGUUUGCGUUCACAAUCUGUAUGUGGCUGAAGUCCAGCGCCUCGCCUGGGAUUGGAACCCCGUUCUCCUACGCUGUGCAGGGCCAGGCUAAUGAGAUUGUGCUGAUCGAAUGGGGGAAUCACCCGAUUGAACUUUUAGUUAAUGACAAGGUUGCCCAGCUACCAUUCUCUAUUGGGGAUGGAAAAUGGCAUCAUAUUUGCAUCACAUGGACUACCAGAGAUGGAAUGUGGGAAGCAUAUCUGGAUGGAGUCAAGCUUGGCUCAGGGGAAAACUUAGCCCCUUGGCACCCAAUUAAACCAAAUGGAAUUCUUAUUCUGGGCCAGGAGCAGGAUACGGUUGGAGGAAGAUUUGAUGCCACGCAAGCCUUUGUUGGAGAGUUAAGCCAGUUUAAUAUCUGGGACCGUGUUCUAAAAACAGAAGACAUAGUCAACAUAGCAAACUGCUCAACCAACAUGCCUGGCAACAUCAUCCCAUGGGCCGAUAACAAUGUCGAUGUUUUUGGAGGAGCAACAAAAUUACCCUUGGAGCCAUGUGAAGAGCGUUCGAUAGAUUUAUAGCCAAAACACAUUACACUUAAGUGCCCACCUUUUUGGAGACCACCUCUAAGGAGGUUAUCUAUCCUACAAUGCACUUAUUUUCUCAGAUGAUUUUUUUUUUUUUUAAACCCAUGAAAAACACUUAGUUGCAGCUAAAGUGGAUCUUAUUGCUAAAAUAAAAAGCCACAUGAGGUUGUGCUAUCAGUGCUUACAUCCAGAGGGUAACUGGAGCCUUGCCAUUUUAAAAUCACAUGUGUCCUUCAAAAGCCAUUAAAAUCCUAGCAGAGCUAUAAAUAUUUACAGAUUACUCCAUUUAUCUAUCUACAAAUUGUUAAGGGAUCAUUAAACAAAUCUUAUUUUAUUACAUAAUUAUAUCAUUUUCAUAAACUGCUUUAUAUAAUAGAUAUUUUAUUAUCAUUUGUGGAUAAAUAUAUAAACAUUUAAAGAGAUUAUCCAAAAUUUUAAGUGAAAGUGCUUUAUUAGGGAGCAAUAUUGUCGAACACAUACUGACUUCCCAUGUGACACCCCCAGUUACGCUGGCCACAAGGAAUACCAAUACAAAAAAGUAUUGGUUAAACAAACAUAAAACAUAAAAAACAAAACAAACCUAAAAAAGAAAAGAAAUAGGUAAGCUAUACAAAACUUUUCAUACAAUUAGUGUAGACUCACUUUAAUUAAGUGGGUGUUCCGAAAACUGCUAAAAAAAAAA